AUGGCCGGGGGUCAUCUUUCUGGUGGAACGGGUGAGAAGUUGACUCGGGCUACCAUUAUUGUAGCUGGCGUCGCUGCUUUGGUAGCAUCUCUGCUCUCUAUUGUGUUCGUCUGUCUGGCUUCAAACAAAAAACUACCGAAAGCCGCUGCUUCAGAGAUAUGUGAUACGGAUAUUGCUGAUGGUACCAAUAUAUUCGAUAGCAUCAUGGUCGAGUAUCAAGUCUACAAAGGUUGCAAUGCUUUCACAAUUUAUACCUUCUUUCAACUGCUGAUCAACUUUAUUGGAGGAGAACGGUCCUUGAUUAUUAUGAUGCAUGGUCGAGAGCCAGUCAACCAUUUAUGGCCGCUAAAUCACUGCCUUCCUCGAGUCGACAUCUCCGACCCUUAUUCUUUCUUGGCGAUCAAACGAGGCAUUCUCCAAUAUGCCUGGCUGAAGCCCGUGCUUGGCAUUACAACGAUUAUUAUGAAGGCUACGGGGACUUACAAGGAGGGCUAUCUGGGCGUAGACUCCGGAUACUUGUGGAUGGGAAUUCUCUACAAUGUCAGCGUUACACUUAGUCUCUAUUCUCUGGGAAUGUUCUGGGUUAUCAUGUCAAAGGAUCUCCAACCCUUUCGGCCUGUACCGAAGUUUUUAUGUGUCAAGCUCAUCAUCUUUGCUUCGUAUUGGCAAGGAUUCCUCCUAUCCAUCCUGGUAUGGCUAGGUGCGAUACCCGACAACGUCGAAGGAUACACGGCCGACAAUUUGGCAGCAGCUAUUCAAGACGCUUUGAUCUGUAUUGAGAUGCCUAUCUUCGCAGUUGCCCAUUGGUAUGCUUUCUCGUGGCACGACUAUGCAGAUGUCACAAUUUCAGCAGCUAGAAUGCCUGUUUGGUAUGCUAUCCGAGACGCUUUUGGGGUACGAGAUCUCAUCGAGGAUACUAAAGAAACUUUCAGUGGGAACAAAUACGAAUAUCGUCUUUUUGACUCAGGUGACAAUGUUAUUGCUCAUGAAGGAUCAUCUUCACGUGUGGCACGAAUGAUGGAUGGUAUGCGCUACGAAAGAGGAGGAAAGGGCAAAUACUGGAUACCUAAACCCGGCGAGGCCACCGCGCGGACACCUUUACUCAGUGAUGAGCCUGGUCGGUCUCGUAGCAUGUCACCAAAGAAGGCCUUACAAGGCGAUCCGGCAUACGGCUAUGGGAAUGGCAGUGUGGAUGAACAAGCUCUUGACCCAGAAGAGGAACGCCUUUACGAGAGAGCGAGAAGAUUAGAGUAUGGAGACUGGAAUUAUCCUGUGAUCACUGCACAUGAAGCAUCUCGAGAGAGGUGGCUCGCUGCAUCACCUGGUUUAUUAACAACCUCUGCGAACCGUAAUUUGCUACAGCCAACUAGGGAUAACCAAAUUCGGCGAGAAAGCAACAUUCGACAAACAGUUGAACAUGUCAAGAAGAAGACCGAACGUAAACAUAGCUCUACCAGUAAGGGCAAGGGGAGAAGCAGCUCAAAGGACGAGGAAUCAGACAAGGCUACUGGAGAGGAAGGCAGAGCCCCGGCUAUGUUGGGGAUGCUACGACACCAUUCUUCUGCGUCUAGCUCGGCGAAAUCUGACAGAAGCCAGUUGGUUGAUUUGGUCGUUGAAGAUGAGACUGCUGAGGACGCAGAAAGAGUCCGUGCUCGAAAGGAAGGAGGCUCGUCUUGGAACAAAACCGAAAAUAAGCGUUAUGUACGAACCUACGGUGAAGACACAGGUGAAGAUAUUCGCGAAGGCUUCGAUCCCGUUGAGGACAUUGCGGUAGUGGAUAGAGAAGACAGUAACUUUGUUGUAGGCGAAGAUGCGAAUAGCGAGGAAUCCGAGGAAUCGCAGCAAUGGAAGCAGGCGAAAGAGCCUGAAUUACUGCUUAAACCUAAGUAUGGUAUCGAAGGGGAAGAAUUUGAAAAUGUUUGGGGGAGUGGUGGGGAGCAUUCAAGCCCACCAAAAGAGAAUCCCUGA
Messenger RNA from Lachnellula hyalina, 1968 nucleotides. RefSeq names its product Transmembrane protein 184-like protein. The transcript has 7 exons. Gene Ontology annotation, biological process: transport. Lineage: Eukaryota; Fungi; Ascomycota; Leotiomycetes; Helotiales; Lachnaceae. The coding region runs from base 1 to 1968 and encodes 655 amino acids. The record is from RefSeq and is a predicted model, not a curated record. Gene Ontology annotation, molecular function: transporter activity.